AUUACGUCAUCAGCGCGCGCCAAAUUCAACAUGGCGGCCGUUGUUUAGUUGUUUUUAAUCUGCGGUUCCGAAUCCCAAACCCAAAACCAUUGAAUCCGACAGUCUUUCUCGUCUUCAUCCACCAUGAGCGAUGAGAAGGAACCCGAGGGCCGUAAUUUCUUCAUGGGUUAUGAUGAUCUGAGCGACAGCAGCAGUGACUCGGACAGUCAUGAGUCCAGUAAGAAGAGCCGCGUCGAGCCGGAACCGUCCGGAUCCUCGAACCCGCAGAGCCGCAAGCGAGCCGCCGAGCCGCUGCCGAACCCCGACGACCUGUUCCGGUCCGUCAGCAGACCCGCGUUCCUCUACAACCCGCUCAAUAAACUCAUCGACUGGGACAGGAGAACCGUCAAAGCGCCGGAAGAGCCGGUGAAGGAGUUCAAGCUGUGGAAGAACAGCGCGGUUCCCCCGCCGCACUCGUACGAGACGGAGGAGAAGAAGAAAGCUCCCGCCGGGAUGGACAUGGCCAUUAAAUGGUCGAAUGUUUACGAGGACAACGGAGACGACGCCCCUAAACCUCCCGGAGGCCAUGCCCACUUCCUGCCCGAGGGGGAGGAGCCACAGCAGCCCGACUCUGAUGACGAGGACGCGCAGAAGAAAUCUGCUAAGAAACGUCACGUUGAAACGUUCCAGCAGAAGGAGAAGAGGAAGCGUGACAUCGGUCAGGCCACGUCAGACAAGAACUUCGUGGAGGAGGAGAAGCGGAUCCUGCGCCAGUCUGCGGACUGAAGCGUGUGUGUGUGUGUGUGUGUGUUUAUUUUACAGUUUACCCGUCAGGAAUCAGCCUCUGGAUGAAGCGAGUCUGGGACAUUUUAAAUGUGUAAAUCCAACAUCAUGUCCGUGUGCGUGUGUGUGUUUGUGUGUGUGUGUGUGUGAGGGGCGAUCCUGCAUUAAGUUAUGUGUUUGUGUUUUGGACGUCACUGUAAGUUUGAUCUCAACUGUACAUUUCAAGCUUGUAAAGAACAUUUUAGUUUGAUGUUUCUUGUAUGAUUCAGAUGAUUCAUAGUUUCUCAAAUUGAUAAAGUCCUUCUCUCCGAGUCUCUGUUGGUGUGUUUGUAUCGUAUUGUGUGUGUGAGAGAGAGAGAGAGAGAGAGAGAGAGAGAGAGAGUGAUUGUGUCUGGAUGAGUGUGUGUGUGAGAGAGAGAAAGUGUGUGUGUGUCCUGGUGAACUCUACAUUAUAUACAAAAUGUAAAAUGUCUCCACAAAGAUGAUAAUCAUUUUUAGUCCCACUAAAGAAAACAGUUUAUAAAUCA
Messenger RNA from Pimephales promelas (fathead minnow), 1289 nucleotides. RefSeq names its product chromosome 20 C1orf52 homolog (gene c20h1orf52). The record is from RefSeq and is a predicted model, not a curated record. Lineage: Eukaryota; Metazoa; Chordata; Actinopteri; Cypriniformes; Leuciscidae.